Orbicella faveolata is the source of this 3136-nucleotide messenger RNA. RefSeq lists its product as uncharacterized. Gene Ontology annotation, cellular component: peroxisomal membrane; aggresome. Gene Ontology annotation, molecular function: ubiquitin protein ligase activity; ubiquitin protein ligase binding; tumor necrosis factor receptor binding. Lineage: Eukaryota; Metazoa; Cnidaria; Anthozoa; Scleractinia; Merulinidae. The record is from RefSeq and is a predicted model, not a curated record. Gene Ontology annotation, biological process: protein monoubiquitination; aggresome assembly; protein autoubiquitination.
UGUUGCGGCACUCAAGAUGUUUUAUUUUAGCACUGAGGUCUUCCAGAUUCUUUGCGUGGGUUUCUAGUGUUGCACACGUGGCGGUUGAAGAUGAAUUUAGGUCGUCGAUGUUGGCUUGAGCGGUGUUCAGGCUUUCUUGUAAACUUUCAUUUUCUUUUUCCAAUUCUGCCACUCUACCUUGCAUAGCCUCUAACUCGCCGAGUCUUGUUAGCACUUUGUCGAGCUUUCCACUGACUUCAUCUAGUUUGGCAAAAGCCCCACAACAAUGGCCGUCGGCUUCGUCGAACGCAUCUUCCCCGUCAGUCAUGUCAAUGUUAUUAUUAUUAUUAUUGUUAUUAUUACUAUUAUUAUUAUUAUUAUUAUUAUUAUUAUUAUUAUUAUUAUUAUUAUUCAUUGUGUUAUACCAGUGAACUUGCUUUCUAAUGGAUUGAAAUUAUCCCUCUCCAUCCAGGAACGCAAUGUUGAAAGUUUACGUGAAGCUAAAGAAGAGCGUGUUCGUGAAAUUCGGAAUGCAGUUGAGUUGAUGAUAGCUCGAUUAGAUACUCUGCUGAAGAGUAAACUACUAACUCUUAUGGGACAAAAAAACUCACUGACUCAGGAAACAGAAUUGUUGGAAUCUUUGUUACAGGAAGUGGAGCAUCAGCUCCAUUCAUGCUCCAGAAGUGAACUUAUUGCCAAAAGUGGUGAACUUUUGCAGAUGUUUAAUCAGGUCCAUCGUAAGCCAAUGGCAUCUUUUGUUAGCCCACCAAUACCAGCUGAUUUUUCAAGUGAAAUUGUACCAGGAUACGACACUAGCACAUUCUGUAUAACAAAUUUCAGUUUGUUACGCAGGAAAGCAGAUCCUGUCUACAGUGAGCCUUUAAAUAUUAGUGGACUAAGCUGGAGACUGAAGGUGUAUCCAGAUGGUAAUGGUGUAGUGAGAGGUAACUACCUGUCUGUGUUCCUUGAACUCUCAGCAGGACUACCAGAAACAUCCAAGUAUGAAUACAGAGUGGAAAUGAUACACCAUGCUUCUCCUGACUCAAGCAAAAAUAUUGUAAGGGAAUUUGCAUCUGACUUUGAAGUUGGUGAAUGUUGGGGUUAUAACAGAUUUUUCCGUUUGGAUCUUUUGGGAAGUGAAGGUUAUUUGAAUACAGCAAACGAUACUUUGAUUCUGAGAUUUCAAGUCAGACCUCCAACCUUCUACCAAAAGUGCAGAGACCAGCAGUGGUAUAUCAAUCAACUUGAAACUGGUCAGACCCAGUACAUACAACAGAUUAACGACUUAAAAGAGCGACUGGCCAUCGAGUUAUCCAGAAACCAUGCACCAACUCCUACAGCGACGGCAGCUGGUAGUGUGUCAGACAUGAGUCACGUGUCUCUUCUGGAGCAGUCAUUAGACAACAUAGACGAUGAUGAUGAUCAUUUGGUAACUAAGCAACAUAGUGAUGUGGGCCAGGUGAUGGUACGCCAGGUGCAGUCCAACAGACCACGUGUUACAGUGCACACAGCACUGGAUGUAGAAACAGCCUCAGGGCCGAUACUUCCGGCAUCAGAGGAAGGCGAAGAAUUGGUGGAUGGAGACUUGAAUGAAGAAGAUGAUAAUGCAGAGGAAGACGAGGAGGAAAGUGCUGCUGACAGUGUUGAGGAGGAUAAUGAAGUGGAAGGAAGGGCUGAAGCUGAAGAGGAGACAUCUGAACCAGAAGGAAUGGAGGAGCAGUCCUUAAGAGAUGAAACUCUAGAGGAGGAAGCUUUGCAACAUCUUGUUCCUUGUUCAGAGAGUCCCCAGGACGACCAUGCUACUGCCCAACAGGAGGAGCAAGAGGCCUGGGAUGUGGAUGAUGUUGAACUUGAAUUCUUUGAUAUUAACUGCGUGACUGAGCAACGAGAAGAGGAAGAACCAAAGCCAGAAGUAUUGUCAACUCAGGCAAGCUGUUCCAACUGCCUUCCUACCAAUCAAAGCCCUCUUAUAGAUGCAGAGGAAAGGGCCCUUCUCAAUCUGCUUAAAUUUGACAAUAGAGGUCCGCGAGGGUCGCGCUGGAAUGCUCCUGGAGUAUCAAGGCGUUAUGUUACACUGGUGGAAUGGCCAAAGCGAGGAGAUGAGUCCGACAAACACAAAGAUAGGAUGAAAAAGAGAGCUCGCUUUGAGAAAACCAGCAGUAUGCUGGAGAGAUUGCAGAGUUGCUUAACUCGUGCAGAAGCUCACAAGGCUGCCGCUGCUUCUCUUGACAGUGCAAAAGCCUUAGAAGAAUCUCUGUCCAAUGGAAGUCAUCCUAAGGUGUCCAGAUCUGCUGCAGCAGGCAAUGUCAGACCUCACCGCAGAGGUGCUUCACUACCCAGCUUGGAUGGAGGUGAUGGCAAAAAUCGCGCUUCACUCAAAAAAACAGGUUCUGCAGCUAGUGUUUGUGUCAACUCAGGAUUGCAAGUGCCAGGUGCAACUUGGAACAUCCCCCCUGACCAUGAUGAUGGGUGUGGCAGCCCUGAACCGGACCUGUCGGUACCCCAUCACUUGCCAGAAAUGGACACGGAUAUUCCACGUUCCAGGCCUAAAGAUACUAAACGAAAGGUGCACAGAGCAAACACUACUCACUCCACAGUUGGAAGUGAAGGCCUCCAGUUAAGUUCUCAAUUGCUGUCAGACCUUAAACGAGCCUCGACCAUUAAUAAAACGUACAGAAUGAGAUACUCUGCCACCGAGGAAGAACUCUUGCAAUCUUUAAGCGAUGCUCACAGUGUUCCUGCGCAAGUUCACCGCCAGGUGGAUCUUCCAUCAUCCGAUGGUACAGAUAACUCGUUCAAUUCUUCACUGAGUGCAUUGCACAGCUCAUCAGGUGAUGAAUAUCACAUGGUACAUAACGAUCAUGACGACCUCACUAAUGUGCACAGUGCCAACUCACCGGCGAGUACCCCACCCCCCAUAGUAAUGAACAGAAAGAGGAGCUCACCAGCUGGCAGCAACAGCAGCACAGAGCUUGAGGACAGUCCCGGCUCAGUAGCGUUUACUGGUGGCUCAAGCCCGUCACUAAAUGACAGCAGUGCAGAAGAAGAUAGAGCAAAAAGUGAUAAAUAAUGCAGUCGAACUGGGACUGCUUUCAGUUGAUGAUUAGACACAUAAUUAUUGUAGUGAGUUUAAUAAAACAAUUAUUAUUGAUACAAA